UCUUCCUCUUCCGCCCUCAACACUCUCACUCCCACCUCUCCCUCUCCCCUCUCACUCCCAUUCCACAACACCCUGCCCUGUCUGUGCUACUGCUCCAUUCCCACCCCGCUUCACUUCACCUUACUCCACUUUACUUCUCGUCCUUCCCUCCCACUCCCACUCUCUUUUCUUUCCUUCCUCUUCACACCUGUCUUAUUCCACAAAGAACAAGCCCAGACUGGCACCUCUUCUUCCUCGCCUUUCCAAUAUCACACCCCAAUCAUCAUGCAGGCCAUCCAUGACUCGUCGAACUAUCCCCUUGAUAGCACAAUGUUAGGGUCCCAUCGAAACCAAGGCCCGAACCCUGGUCCCUGGGGCCCUCCGCAUCCUACCUAUCAACCUCAAUCUCAACCACAACCACAUCCACAGCAGCAACAACGACAGCAACAGAGCCAACAUUCAUAUCCAUCAGGACAUCAGCAGGCAGCUGUACCUACCUCCAAUACUCUAGACGCGUCCAUGCCAGCUCAACCUCAUCCUGCAUACGUAUCACAGCGACCAGCGUCGUCGUCCAGUCUGACGCCGACUCCACUGAGCUCUUCUGGUGCUGGUGUCCCGCGGACGUCUCACCGCAAAAUGACAGCAGGUUCAUCCCCUCUAGCAACGUCUUCGCCGCUCGCGUCUGUGCCUGUCCAUAUCACUAGAAUCAAAGCAAAGCCAGAAAUGCCUACAACCCUUCCUCCAGAGUCCGUCUGCGAGUGCUUCAUUUGCCACUCUGUCUCACCAUACAGUCAGCAGCCACCGCCAGAGAUACCAAUGAACCAGCGGGAGGAGCUCUCGAGAUUAGCGCCCACCUGUCCUUCGAUCCAUCUCUUUUGUCUAGCAUCUAGGCUACCUAUGUCCUUGCCUCUCGACGCAACACAAAAGUCGCCAUUGACAAGGUCAAUCCUCGAUUACUUUUAUUCUACAUGGAUUUCGGACGACAAUGACCUGCGCGGUCCAAGAGUUCAGUGUCUCAACUUUAUACCCAUCCAUCCGAUUACGGCUUCUUGCUUUGACCGAUACCUCGAAGGUCAAAGUUGGAACAAACGUGUCUGCCGGCCAUUGUGGCAUGCUGCCGAUCUCCGAUGUAAAUUGGGCAUGGAGGGAAUGUAUCGCAAUUGCAUGCAGGACAAGUGCGCUGGCUGCUUUAUCUUUAAUGACGGCUUCGAAAGUGUCAUUGCAAAGAACAAGCAUAUUUAUCUGUCAUCGAAUUCAUCGCGCGCUCACGACCAUUUGCAAGGAUUGCGAGUACCAGCUUCAGGAAACAAGCAGGAUGCUCACCCGGACAACAAGGUGCAGUGCAUGGUCCUGACUUUUGCAGCACUGGGAAGAGUGUACGAUGUUCCACCAGGCAAGGAGAGAAUGAAGCGCCCACCCAAGGACCUGGAUGUGGUGCGUCGGCAGUACGAGGCUCGAAGGAGCAAUGUCGGCAACAGCAGCGACGGAGUCGAAACUCUCACUGGUGAAGAAUACGAAGUCUUUGCAGCGGACGCUAUUGUACCGCUUGUGAUGGUGCUUUACAAGGUCGUCUAGAUGAUCUAGGUUGGCUAUAUCACUAAUAAAACCCGGAUGGUACUUCAUAGCACUAUUGCUUGCUUGCCAUUACCGACAUUGGAGCGAUUGUUUAUUUUAGCUAUACACAGAGGGG
Messenger RNA from Gamsiella multidivaricata, 1669 nucleotides. RefSeq lists its product as uncharacterized. The transcript is spliced from 2 exons. Bases 265 to 1554 code for a protein of 429 amino acids. The record is from RefSeq and is a predicted model, not a curated record. Lineage: Eukaryota; Fungi; Mortierellomycota; Mortierellomycetes; Mortierellales; Mortierellaceae.